Colletotrichum acutatum is the source of this 2181-nucleotide messenger RNA. Its product is annotated as amino acid permease-domain-containing protein. The transcript has 5 exons. Lineage: Eukaryota; Fungi; Ascomycota; Sordariomycetes; Glomerellales; Glomerellaceae. The coding region runs from base 178 to 2040 and encodes 620 amino acids. Gene Ontology annotation, cellular component: membrane. Gene Ontology annotation, molecular function: amino acid transmembrane transporter activity. Gene Ontology annotation, biological process: amino acid transmembrane transport. The record is from RefSeq and is a predicted model, not a curated record.
CUCGGUCGGCAUUUCCUUCAUAAACCUCCCCCUUCCCCCGUCCGAUCUGGUUUGUCUCGUGCUCGACAGCCAUCCCUCUCCGUCAUUUUUGUUCUUCUCGGGCCCUCCUCCCGCAGCAUUCAUUUGUAACAGAUACUGCUUGUCUGUAUACCCCACAAAGCCGCGAAAUCCAUCGCCAUGGCUGCACCAGAAGGGGUUGUGCCCACCAAGGUCGAGGCCGAUGAGAAGGCCACCGGUGGCCUUCCUGGCUAUGAUACCGGCAGUGGACAGGAGAUCCGAGGCGACAUCAGCGAGGACAGCUGGGCAACACGCAAUGGCCUGAAUAUGAAAUCCUUCACGAAGAAGGAAUAUGGUCGCGGCAUCGUCGAACUCGACCGCGCUAUGAGCUCUCGCCAUCUCCACAUGAUUGCCAUUGGCGGUUCCAUUGGUGCUGGUUUCUUCGUCGGUUCCGGUGGCGCUCUGAGCAAGGGUGGUCCCGGUUCGCUCUUGAUCGACUUCGUUCUCGUGGGUAUCAUGAUGUUCAACGUCGUGUAUGCCUUGGGUGAACUCGCUGUUAUGUAUCCCGUCUCUGGUGGCUUCUACACGUACUCGACUCGCUUCAUCGAUCCUUCGUGGGGCUUCGCCAUGGGCUGGAAUUACGUUUUCCAGUGGGCCAUCGUGCUACCGCUUGAGUUGACUGUCUCUGGCCUUGUUGUCGCAUACUGGAAUGACUCUGUCAACGUGGCCGUUUGGAUCACACUUUUCCUCGUCGUCAUCAUCAUCAUCAACAUUUUUGGAUCUAUAGGAUACGCCGAGGAGGAGUUUUGGUCGUCCUGCCUCAAGCUCGGAGCCACUGUCGUCUUCAUGAUCAUCUGUCUCGUCCUCGUCCUCGGUGGCGGACCGUCCAGCGGCAGAUACAGCGAAUACCAGGGUGCGAAGACGUGGUAUGACCCGGGCGCAUUCCGCAACGGUUUCAAGGGUUUCUGUUCCGUCUUCGUCACGGCCGCUUUCUCCUUCUCCGGUACCGAGUUGGUCGGUCUUGCUGCCGCCGAGGCCAAGAACCCCGUCAAGACACUUCCCGGUGCCAUUAAGCAGGUAUUCUGGCGUAUUUCGCUCUUCUACAUUUUGGGCCUGUUCUUUGUCGGUCUGUUGAUUCCCUCUGACGACCCUGCGCUGCUCUCCGAGUCUGCCUACUCUGACGUCAAGGCCUCUCCUUUUGUGUUGGUCGGCAAGUACGCCGGUCUCGUGGGUUUCGACCACUUCAUGAACGUUGUCAUCCUCGUCUCUGUCGUGUCGAUCGGUGUGUCUGGCGUUUACGGUGGUUCGCGUACCCUCACUGCCCUGGCCCAGCAGGGCUAUGCGCCCAAGAUCUUUACCUAUAUUGACAGAUCAGGACGCCCGCUGCCUUCUGUGCUGGCUGUCAUCAUUUUCUCGCCUUUGGCAUAUAUCAACCUUAGCGCGAGCGGCCCUGUUGUGUUUGACUGGCUGUUGGCUCUUUCUGGUCUGGCUGCGGUCUUCACCUGGGGAUCCAUUUGCCUGGCGCACAUUCGCUUCCGUAAGGCGUGGGCCUACCACGGUCACACCGUUGAUGAGAUCCCGUUCAAGGCCAUUGGUGGCGUUACUGGCUCCUGGAUCGGACUCUUCCUCUGUUUCAUCGUGCUUGCUGCUCAGGUAUGUGAAAGUUCUUUCGACGGGAUCAGAUGUUGCAUGCUAACAAGAAUCCACAGUUCUACACUGCCAUUGCUCCCCCUGGAACGACCGAGCUCAACGACGCUGAAGGCUUCUUCAAGUCGUACCUCGCCCUUCCCGUUGUCAUCGUUUUCUGGCUUGGUGGCUUCUUCUGGAAGCGCACUGGCUGGCUCCGUACCGCCCAGAUGGAUGUCGACACUGGCCGCCGUGAACUUGACUGGGACGAGAUCCACGCAUACCGUGCACACAUCGCUUCGCUCCCUGCAUGGAGGCGCGUUCUCCACAAGGUGUGGUAGACAGCUUUGGUGUUUGCCAAAGGAGGAACUGCGUGCUACUGCACAUUCAUGUAUUUUAAUCAAAAUCCUGCGUUGAAGAUGAUCAGGAUGGGACCAACGUCAUCUUAGCACGCAUGGAAAGUAUCUGGUGCAUUCCAUGCUCUCACUGCAUGGUGGCUAGGACAAUACGAAGUGGAUUUUCUGCGUAUUCGGCCGCAAACUUAUCUCGGAGAGCAGC